Penaeus monodon (black tiger shrimp) is the source of this 856-nucleotide messenger RNA. RefSeq lists its product as uncharacterized. Lineage: Eukaryota; Metazoa; Arthropoda; Malacostraca; Decapoda; Penaeidae. The record is from RefSeq and is a predicted model, not a curated record.
GCAGGUCGACGUGUAGCGCUGUGAUCUAGGGAGACGAGUGUACAGUGUGAACGUGUGUUUGUGGGUGUCGAGGCCGAAGCAAGCGCUGUUUUAUCGCCAUAUCUUUGAGGCGAAAAGGGAGCCUUUCUGAGCUCUGAGCUCUGACCCCGACCCAAGGAGAGGCCCCGUUGGCGUGGGUUCCGUUGGGAUAAGUUUCACGAUUAUUUCGAGGUCAAGUGAGGUCAAAGGUCACUGAUGGGUUCCAGCCCAGGUCGGAAGAAAAGGGUCAGAAUGUCGCUCUGGAUCAAGUUUACUAGGCUCAUCAACCUGUUUCUUGGCCUUGUGCUUGCAUUGACAGCCUACUUGCAGUCACAGUUGCCAAACCCCAGGCUGCAGAGUGGCUGGAGGUGAAGGCGGUGGUGUCCCUCCACAUUGGCUGCUGCCUCAGCCUCCUGGUGUACUUGGGGACUCAGCUGGUGAACAACAUGGCGCAUGAGAAGAACAUUUUCCUUAUGUUCGAGAACACUCCGGGUGGAAGGAAUUCGUAUAAUCCUCUUCAUUACAGGGAAGGAUGGGAAAGCUUGGCUGUUCUCAUGGUGGUGGGUUGGCUUAAGUUCCUCACUAUGACGACCAGGGAACACCUCAGGAAAUCGGGCGUCUCCGCUGUCGAGAUGUCCCCCGACCGGAUGCUGAGGACCGUCUUCGUCAUGAUGGCGGUGGUGGUCGUCCUCAUGGGCUUCUGGCAUGUGGACAGCCUCGUGCCCGUCGCCAACCGCAUCGCCAGCCUCGCCCGCACGGUGCACGCAGUCAUGAAUGAUCCUAAGCCGCCCGUUUUCAGUAAUGUGGCUCGGCCGCAGGAGCAUGCGGCGUGAGAGAG